Molecule: messenger RNA, 1824 nt
Organism: Sapajus apella (tufted capuchin)
Lineage: Eukaryota; Metazoa; Chordata; Mammalia; Primates; Cebidae
Product: V-type proton ATPase subunit e 2
Exons: 3
Coding region: 165-461 (98 amino acids)
Biological process (GO): proton transmembrane transport
Cellular component (GO): proton-transporting V-type ATPase, V0 domain
Molecular function (GO): proton-transporting ATPase activity, rotational mechanism
Source: RefSeq, a predicted model, not a curated record
CGCCCCUCAAUCUCGGCAAUUCUCUUGGUCGGUGGCCCAGCUCUGCCAAUCAGCGAGUGGGGUCCUAGGCAGGCCCUGAGUGACAGCUCUGCGGGCUGGGUCAGGAUGUGCGCGUGCGCAGACCGGCCCGGCUGACCGCCUCGGGGGCGCGACUCCUGUGGCGCAUGCUCAGCGCGCUGCCCAGCCGGGGACUGGAGAAUCUGCAGCGCCCGUCGCUCGGCUCGCUCGGCCCUGCAUCCCGCCUGGGCAUCCCGCACCCGGCCAUGACUGCGCACUCCUUCGCCCUCCCGGUCAUCAUCUUCACCACGUUCUGGGGCCUCAUCGGCAUCGCUGGGCCCUGGUUCGUGCCGAAGGGACCCAACCGCGGCUGGCUCAUUGCCAUCCUGGCGCAGCUGAACCCCCUGUUUGGGCCCCAGCUGAAGAAUGAGACCAUCUGGUAUGUCCGCUUCCUGUGGGAGUGACCUGCCACCCCCACCCAGGUGCAAGCUCUUGGGAUGACCAUGGCUCCGCUGUCCCUGACUGCCCCUUCGUCUGGACCCUCCCCCGCACCGCUGUGUCUGGUCUUCAGCUCCCUCCUGCUGGCACCCGGCCUGCAGGGCCUGCCUGGUUCGUGGAAGUCUUCCCCGUCUUCCCAGCCAGCCCGGGCCCUGGGGAGCCCUGAGCACAGCAGCGGCUGAGGGGAUGUCCUGCUCCAAUACCCGCACUGCUCUGGCGUUUGCCCUCUCUCCCAAGGAGAUGCUGCUGGGGAGCUGGUAAGGGUGGGGUCUUUCCCUUUACAGAUGGGGCAGAUGCCAGGACUCAGCCCAGCCUGAGGAGGACAUAUGUCCUCUUGGAGAGGGUGCUCCAGCCCAGGUCAGGGAGUCAUUGCCCAGUCAGCAGCUCUGCCACCAGCCUGUUGGGAACUGGGGCCUCUACUGGGUUAUAGGCAAUGCCUUUUCUCUGGCAUGGAAUUAUUUGUUGAUUUUCUAACACAUCUAGAUGUGAAAUUUCUGCAAAUGUUGAAGUAGAGAAACAUUCGCACACAAAAGCAACAUAGUCAUGUGGGUCCAGAUGGCCUCAGCCCUAGAUGUGGCAUCCUUUGCUGCCUCUCCUCAGAAUAUCCUGUUCCGCCUCCUCCCACCUGGGCCUCCCCUCGGUAGAGCUCUCCCCUCCCCCACCCCAGCCUGUCAGUCUGUGCAGGUUUGGGCUCCGCCUCGGGUUGCAGCGGGGGUAGACUUCAGAGCCUCUCAUGGCAGCAUCUAAGUGACCAGAGCUGGGAUGAGAGACAGGGAAGGGGCAGUGUGAGCAGCUCUGCAGGGCUGCCCAGCCUUGCUCCUGAGCCAGCCCCACCCUCUGCCCCCCAACCCCGGCCCUGGGCUCUGUGCCAGGGAUGGUAAAGAAUUCUGACCUGGCAGGAAUGGGGAGCAGCACGCAGGGGUCUGGGGCCUCUCCAGCCUUGCCCUCGUGCUUACCUGAGGUCCUGGUGUGGUUAACACGGAGUUCACCCACCUUGCCUGGCUCCCAGCCGGGGGCCUGUCCUCACUGCCGCUCCAGGGGAAGAAACACCAGCCUCACUUCUGUAUGGACUGCUGAUGAGGCCUGCCACCCUGUCUAGGGUUUAGCGGGCAUUGUCUUUGGAGCAGGAAGAGAAUAGGAUGCGUUUCACUCAUAUGCUGGGUCCAGGCUGGCCAGCUGCUCAGGGCUCAGGCUAGGGCCUCCCAUUGACAUCCUCCCCCAAAACUCCCUCUCCCGGCCUCUGUAGCCACUCCUGUGGGGUGACGGUGCUGAGUGUGACUUGUGCUGAUAAACCUGGUUCAUGUCUAAUAAAUAAUGGUGAUGAAAAGA